Molecule: messenger RNA, 3186 nt
Organism: Stylophora pistillata
Lineage: Eukaryota; Metazoa; Cnidaria; Anthozoa; Scleractinia; Pocilloporidae
Biological process (GO): developmental process; regulation of transcription by RNA polymerase II
Molecular function (GO): protein dimerization activity; DNA-binding transcription factor activity, RNA polymerase II-specific; RNA polymerase II transcription regulatory region sequence-specific DNA binding
Source: RefSeq, a predicted model, not a curated record
CAAUUGCCACAGUCGUCUUCAAGGAAAGAUUUGCAUUGUCAACAGUUUAUCAAACUAACAGCUUCUCUCACAAUGCACACAAAUCCUUACAGAACCAAGAAGCUAUCUCUAAGCGAUAAAGUUGUUAAUUAGUAGAUGCCGAACAUACUUGAGUCUACUCCUUGGAGACACACGCAGUUGCCUUUGUAAAUUAUGCGACUGAAAAAUGCAACGUGUAGUCUACCCAGUGAUAAAUAGAUAACAAAAAAGUUGUAAAUGAGCCCUAUGCAGUGGUGCGCGAAGAAUGUUCUUUUUAUUUUUCAUAUCUUAGAUUUAACCGAUUAAUGUAAAGGUGUCGUGCACGAGAGCUAGGCCUGCGCUGGCCGCUUAUUGGCCGCCGUGGGGUUUAAAAUGGUUACUCAAGCUAAAGUAUUCGGUGCAGGGAGCUGCGAAAUGAGGCACGUGGAUAGAACAAAAGUCUGGCUCUCUAUUGAUCGGCGGUAUGGAUUCGACACGAAAGUUCGCUUGUUGACUUUGUUAGCGAUUUCUAAAGGUCUGACGACAGCACGCACUGCUAUUGUAUUGGCCAACUAAUUAUAAUCGAAGCCACGCGCAGGACACGCACGAAAGAGCUCAAGACAAUCUUGCCCUUUCAUAUGAAGAUUAAAGGCACAAAAACAAGCCGUACGCCAUUCAAAGCAGUUAGUUUGCCUAACGUGUCAUUGUGCUAAAUGUCUCCGAGCCCCUCCCACCAACUCACUCUGCCCAACAACCAGGCGUGAAGUCCCUGAGGAACAAAACAAACCGCUUUAUAGGCUCCGCCACGCGUCUCAUGUAAUAUAGUAUUUGCACGCACUUGUGUAGCGUGGAGCGAGACGAGUCCGUGUAAGAGAGAGCACCGCGCUGCUGCUGCCCGCUUGUCACCGCCCUGCGCAACACAUGGAUUCGUUCUUUGAGGAUCUCGCUGGCCUGGAUUUUUCUGAUAUCGAUUUGUCAGAGAUCAGCCCUGACUCGCCGUCACCGUCGUCUCAGUCGUCUGAUUGCUUGUCACUAGAUUCACCAGCCAUCUCACCAGUGAACUCUCCAAGUUCAUCCCAUUCGUCUGUUCUUGGCAGCGACAACUCGCCAAACCUCAGCCCGAAACCAUCCAGACAUCGCACACGUUGCCGUACACCACACUGUUUGAAAAAAGAGCAUGCUUCCAUAUUACGAAGAAACGAGAGAGAGAGAAACAGAGUCAAGCUGGUCAGCGAUGGAUUUGCCACCUUACGCAAGCACAUCCCAACCACGCCAGCUAACAAGAAGCUCUCUAAAGUGGAAACGCUACGCAAUGCCAUUGAGUACAUAAAACAUGUGCAGCGCGUGCUCAAUGAGAGUAACUGGCACGAGAGGCAAUCGCGUUUCUUACGACAAGUUGGGUGGUUUCAGGAUGCAUAUGACUUACAGACCCUAUCCAGGGGAAACGUUGCCACUGCUCAACAGUUGAGCUCCUACCUCCUAAGCCUUCCGGAGAUUGCUCCAUACCCGACAAGCGAGGGGGCCUUCGUUAACAGCUCUGUGAGUUUGUCCAACGUAUAUGGACAUGUUAACUAAUUCAGAUUUACGCUGACUCAUCAAGUAAAGAUACCGUUCAUUACAAUGGAAUGACAAAGUGUAAGCUAAGUAACUUGGCGUAUUUUUUUUACUAUAUCCCGAAAUUGGCAUUUAGUUAUCUUUUUUUUAGCGCGCAAAUUCUACUCGUAUAGUCUUUUCGAGGGAAAAGUUUAAUAAGUUUGGCUUUGAUGUACAUAGAAUUAGAACUAUCAUGAUAAAUAGGGCAGCAUUGUUUUCCGACAACGUGAUUCUUUUUCUUAGUGAAAAUAGCAACGAGGGUUAUAUAUAUCCAGCAGAGCUGAUGUAUUUUUCUUCCCAAUUGGAGGUAAAUAGCGUAAACAAUUUUGAACCGAUCAGUGUUCGGAUAAUUUCGUAGUUUAGAGACUUUUGAAUCGCUGUUCUUUUUGCAGCGGUAUUUUCUCCUUAACGGAAAAUUGUAUAUAGGAUGUCUCGCAAGCGAGGUUGUUGUAUUGAUUGCAUGUUUCUUAGUUAAUAACAAACAAUACAGGACCUUGUAGAUUAGUUUAUUCCAGUAUAACAAGGAAAGUUUCGAAUUGAAAAUAAUUUUUGGCUGCUCUACGUAGCCAUUUGACAUUUCCAUCAAAUGGAAAAGAUUUGAGUUUGUUGAUUCAUUGUUUUUUUAAAGACGUCUUUGAAAGUCUUUUUUACGUCUCAAACAAAUCCUUUUAUGUUUGAUAGUCCAACAGUUAUUAGAAGCGCUUAGGUAGCUGGCCUUGCGCCAAGGUGAAGUAUGCAUAUUCUGAAUACACAAAUCAACCAGGUUAUAAACUUCUAUUAUCUCAGAAUUGAAGACUAACAAUAUACCUCAAGAAAGCGGUAAAAAAAUUUGGCUUUCAAGGUACCAGAAUUUGCACCUUUCAUCUCGGUCGCUGUAGAAUAUCGAGAUUGCUAAUCAAGUAAAUAAUUGAACUCCAAUGAGUUUAAAGAAUUUUUCUUCGCUCCCGUUGUAAGAACUUUUUUUGUUUUUGUAAUGGGUGACAUGCUUGCAAGGUCAAGCGAAUAGAAGUAACAACUUCGGGUUUAUGAAGGGUUGAAGUAAGGACAGAGUCCAAACGUUAUAUAUGAAACGCGCAGAAACAAUAUUGGGUUUGUAGUUCAUUCUACUAAGAAACUCUCGAAUAUCAUAGCUUAUAUAAAUAUAUUCCACAACCUAUAAAUACGCAUGCACUUACGAAAAUUUGUAGCUUAAAUCGUGUUAGGUUGAGUCACUGCUGUUCAGACUUACUUCCAAUGGGAAUAACAUGGGAAUGAUGUAAAAGCUCUUUUGUUUUAAGAAGAUAUUGUCGAGUUCCUUCAAUAAGUUCUAAUUGGAGGAAACUUGUUUGAUGGAACCUACAUUUGAACAGGUUUGGACGCCUAACCUGAAACCUAAGCGUAAUUUGUUCGGCAUAAGCCAACAAAGUAUAAAUGUCUGGGAACAGACUAAUUCAGUACUAGUGCUGUGCACCGUCUGAAUAAUUGGUGGAGAAAUAACAAGAUGAUCACUUGUGUAUCUAGUGGACAUGAAAAAAAAAUAGAAUGUUUCAGUACCGGUAUAUACCUUAUAAUUGAAUUUUGUUAAGAGAAAUUAAAGUUGCACAAUUUAUUUUUUUA